GAACAGCCUCGAGCCUUGUUUUCUCUCUUGCUCUGUUCUCCAGCUGCGUUGAUGAUAAUUCCGCGCACACUUGAUUAACACCAAUAUGUCUCGACUCAUAUUUUUCGCUACUUUAGCUUCAAUCGCGCAGAUCGCGAUCUCGCAAACAUACCCUUCUUGCGCUAAUUCCUGCAUCUUCAACACCUCAUUCGCUUCCAGCGCCGGGUGCUUACCGACGGAUAGCUACUGCCUCUGUUCUAGCAGCAUUUUUAUACAAGAGGCGGUGUGUUGCAUCCGCGCGAGUUGCGGGUCUACAGAUCAAUCUAAUGCGUAUAGUACCGCCGUAUACAAUUGCGGGACAUGGGGGGUGACUCUGGUUUCUCUUAGAUCUAUAAGCUGUAGUUCUGUUGCAACUUCUUCACACGCAAACUCCCUCCCCACAACCUCCUCCUACACAUACACGCCCUCGAACUCAAAUUACCGUUCCAAGAACAAAGGUAUCUCAACCGGGAUCCGCGCCGCUAUCGGUUUAGGCAUCACCCUAGUUGGCGGAAUAAUCGUUGGCAUUGCAUGUCUCUUCAUUCUCCGGAAACAGCGAGCUAAAAAGAACGCGAUCGAAGCAGCGAAUGCGCAACGAGCAUCUGCUUUUAUGGGAGGAAAUCAGGGGGGAGGAGGCGGAGGUGGAGGUGGCCUGGAAGUCAAAGGAGGUGCACAAGCCGGUGUGAAUGCGAUUCCUCCUCCUUACACGGCCAGUUCUCCAGGUAUCGGCCUUGGUUCUCAGCAACCUGGAUUCCAAGCACAGCCUGGAUUACAAGCAGUCUAUCCACAACCGCAGAGUCAACCUCAAUCACAAGGACAACUACCCGUAUAUCCGCCGCAGCAACAACAACAAGCACCGGUAUUUCCUCACUACGGAAACAUCCAGUCUCCCAUUAGUCCUAUGUCCUCGCCAUCUCCGCCGCAGAAUGGGGGUAUGGAAUUGCAGGGCCAUGCUAUCUCGUCCUCCCCUCCUCCACAGAACCAGAACGAGAACCAUGGAAUGGAGUUAUACGGAAGUCCCAUAGCACGAGGGCCUCCCCAGCAGCAGCAACAGCAGGGCGGAUUUCAGGGUGUUGAGUUACCGAGUGGGAACACGCAGCCGCGUCACGAACUUUCUUGAUUAUUUCCCUCUCGUCUGGUCGAAGAGUUGUAGGGGCUAGUUCGUGGAGUUGGUUGGGUGUAUGAUUUAGGCAAAGAGAAGAGUGUUUUCCCUCUAGGUAUUUGAGGAGUCUCUCUGGUAUUGGGACAGACGGAGGCAUGUUCCUAUAUUUAUCUCUCACGUCCAGUUGGGACAUGGUGCGAAGAACUGGAAAGCUGACAGGGACAACGGCAGGCGGUAAGCAAAUAAACUCGCGCAUUUCAU
Molecule: messenger RNA, 1381 nt
Organism: Lindgomyces ingoldianus
Lineage: Eukaryota; Fungi; Ascomycota; Dothideomycetes; Pleosporales; Lindgomycetaceae
Exons: 5
Coding region: 86-1138 (350 amino acids)
Source: RefSeq, a predicted model, not a curated record